GACGAUCAAUCACUCCCGAAGGAAUUAAAAACGCCAUUGGAAGUUUUGUUUCUUGUUUCCGAAUUGUUAUGGCGAGAUGAACUUGGUGGUUUGAGAAAAGAACUCUCGCUGUUUGAUGGUUUUGAUGACAAUUACCAAUUACGUGACAAUCAUUCUGCUACGCGGUGAUGAUCUUUAAAUUCCUGGAUCGUUCGUCCAUCCGCGGUACUUGGCUCGAGUAAUUGCGAUGACUUCGUCUGCCACCACCGCUCUCAUCCUCCACUUCACUCUCCUCUCACUCGCCCAUGCCGCCACCUUCCAGAUACUCAACCUCUGCACCUACACCAUCUGGCCCGGCGCCAUCCCUGCCGGCGGCCGCCGUCUUGACCCCGGCCAGGUUUGGACCAUCAACGUCGCCCCCGGAACAACAGGCGGACAGAUCUGGGCGCGCACAGGCUGCUCCUUCAACUCCACAGGCAUCGGCAGAUGCCUGACCGGCGAUUGCGCCGGCCUCCUUGAGUGUGAAGCUCGCGAGCUCGGGUCUCUGCCGGUCACACUGGUCGAGUUCUCCCUCGACCAAUUUGAAAACCUCGACUUCUUCGACAUCUCCCUCGUCGACGGCUUCAACGUACCAGUGAACUUGAUCCCGACCAGCGGAGGAUGCCCGGCAGUACGAUGCGAGGCCGACAUCACAGCGAGCUGCCCGGAGGAGCUGAGGGCGCCCGGCGGUUGCAAUAGCCCCUGCACCGUGUUCGGGACCGACGAGUACUGCUGCCGAGCAACGAAUAAUUGCCGACCGACCAAUUACUCCAUGUUCUUCAAGAGCAAUUGCCCGAACGCUUACAGCUACGCGUCGGAUGACGCGACGUCGACGUUUAAUUGCACCAGCGGGACCGACUACACGGUGGCGUUCUGCGCUUCCUCCGGCGGCGAUUUGGCCACCAGGUUCGGGCGGAUGUCCGUGAGACUGGUCGUCCCCCAAAUCAACGCGUAGGAUACCUUGCUGGAUUUCCACAAAAAAGUUGAUGGGCGAGAAGUCAUAAUGCACGUAGUCAAAGUCUGGCAAGCCGAGUCUUCUCAAUUCGGCCAGCGCUCAACUUUGUAGACUACUUCCCGCGGGCAGUUAAUCUGAUAAACAUAUUAGAAUUAGACCA
Molecule: messenger RNA, 1133 nt
Organism: Zingiber officinale
Lineage: Eukaryota; Viridiplantae; Streptophyta; Magnoliopsida; Zingiberales; Zingiberaceae
Product: thaumatin-like protein 1
Exons: 2
Coding region: 227-973 (248 amino acids)
Biological process (GO): defense response
Cellular component (GO): extracellular region
Source: RefSeq, a predicted model, not a curated record